Messenger RNA from Amphiprion ocellaris (clown anemonefish), 1334 nucleotides. RefSeq names its product FXYD domain containing ion transport regulator 5 (gene fxyd5). Gene Ontology annotation, biological process: regulation of sodium ion transmembrane transporter activity. Gene Ontology annotation, cellular component: membrane. Bases 212 to 826 code for a protein of 204 amino acids. The transcript has 10 exons. Gene Ontology annotation, molecular function: sodium channel regulator activity. The record is from RefSeq and is a predicted model, not a curated record. Lineage: Eukaryota; Metazoa; Chordata; Actinopteri; Pomacentridae.
UGAGAUCUUGGCGAAGAAAGAGUGAACGACUGGUGGAACAAGAAGGAGGAGGCCAUGUCAUGAGGAAGAGCGGGCGAGAGAGAGAAUGAAAGACUGAAACAGAGCUCAGGCAACUGGAUGAGGAAGUAGUGGUGGUGAGCACAUGGGUGUGGUUGGUUAGCAGUUUCUUCAUCAGCCUUUCAGCAGUGACACACAGAGGAGAGGAUUGUGGAUGAUGAGGCUGUGGAUAAAUCUCUGGACUCGGGCACCUCGCAGGAUGGAUACUAAGAUCUAUUUGGCCUCCUUCUUUUUCCUGUUUGUUAUGGUAAAAGUAUCAAGAGCUCAGGCUAGUACAACCACACUUCAAAACGGUUCUGAGAGCACCAGCGUGGCCACUACGAUUCUCAAUGUUUCAGAUAAUUCUGAAAUCAGAGUCACCAGAGAGGCUGACUCCUCUCUGGAAACUUCCCCUGCUGCUGAACAAACCACAAAACAGAACAUUAACAGCUCAGACAAGACUACAUCAGAAGUGAAGACUUCAGCAGCUCCCAGUGAGGGGACAACAAAACCAAAAACAAAUCUCACAUCCACUCCAGCAUCCAAGGUGACAUCCUCCCCAUCUACAACUGAAAAAACCACCAAACACAGGACCAAUCAAGCUACUCCCUGUGAUAAGCAAUGCGACCAGGAUUUCAUCUAUGAUUACGAGUCCCUUCGAUACGCUGGACUGAUCAUCGCUGCAGUGCUCUUCAUCAUGGGCAUAAUGGUCAUUAGCUGUGGUAAAGUCUGCAGGCUGCCCAGGUGUCAAAAGAAGCCCCCAAAAUCGUAUAGAGAGGUCCAAGGAUAAGGCGACAAAAGCACCAGCGCCAAGGAGUCCAUCAAGAGAAGAAAAAAGAAACCAUUCAACACCUGGCAGCGUGUGUGUGCAUGUUGACUGACAGGCUGUACGCUGCUUAGCAACCGUGUCAUAGAAAAACAAUGAAGAAACACUGAAAAUAUGAUUCAUUCUGACAGGUAAAGAAAAAAGUGGAACAUCACCUGUUUAAAUCAAAUGUUAUUUCUAUAGUUGCCAAACCUGCACAAAAAGUGAUUAUUUAUCUUGGCAAAUAAUGAAGAGAUGAUUCAUAUUUUAAUCACACCUUCAGCCAUGAAGCAGGCUUGCUCCUAACGACCUUUGUAUCUUGUAACUGAUAACACAGCUGCAGGCAGAGUCUCACAGCUAGGAUUAUUAUUAAAGGUUAUGAGGAAUAAACCCCACAGCAUCUCAUUUUUGACAAUCUCCUGCAGCCCCUUUUUCACUGUUCUGUGAAGGUAUAAAAAAUAAAGACGAGGCUGCAUCGCCUUCUUCUUCCUCA